Molecule: messenger RNA, 1737 nt
Organism: Lodderomyces orthopsilosis Co 90-125
Lineage: Eukaryota; Fungi; Ascomycota; Pichiomycetes; Serinales; Debaryomycetaceae
Exons: 1
Coding region: 1-1737 (578 amino acids)
Biological process (GO): protein ubiquitination; Ras protein signal transduction
Cellular component (GO): cytoplasm
Molecular function (GO): zinc ion binding; ubiquitin protein ligase activity
Source: RefSeq, a predicted model, not a curated record
AUGAUUGGUAACGACUCCUACCACAUAAUACUAGAUUUUCUUCCGCCAACAGAUUUGAAUACAGAUUAUCGAUAUUCAAACUUGAGUAUAACUGAUAUUGACAUCAAAUUAUCAACAGACUUGAAGAUGAUACCGGAAACAUUAGAACCAAUUAAAGCCAAGCCGAUUGGAAAGGGUGUCAUUAGGCUCUAUCGGGAAUUCGAAGAUAAUGAAUCAUCAAGUGGAGCCCAUGGAAAGAAGAAGAUUGUAACAAACCCCGGCGACAACACUAUGGUUGCGAUUUUGGCCAUACCUACAUAUUUUACUGCAACAGACCUUUUAGGAUAUAUAGGAGAAACCUUUGUCUCUUAUAUUUCACACAUUAGAAUACUAAAGAGUGAUAAACAGAAUAGGUUUAUGGUUUUGAUCAAGUUUCGCGACAUUGUGAAAGCAGCAGAGUUUCAGUAUCAAUUUGAUGGGAAGAGUUUCAAUUCCAUGGAACCCGAAACGUCCCAUGUUAUAUUUGUGAGCUCUAUUCAAGUUCACUAUCAACAACAUCAUGAGGGAAGGCAAUCCCUUAUUCCAUUCUUACUAUCCGAUCCAUUCACGUCACCUUCUGAAAGCGAUCAAACAAAUUUAGCUAUAACCACAACAGGUAACACUCUAAUAGAGCUCCCAACCUGUCCCGUUUGCCUUGAGAAAAUGGAUUCUGCCGUUACAGGCUUACUAACCAUUCCGUGCCAACAUACUUUCCACUGCCAAUGCCUAUCCAAGUGGCGGGAUGAUUCGUGCCCUGUUUGUAGGUACUCACACAAUUUGACUAACCUAGCAAGCUUGAAUCAUGACAGGAGGUUACAAAAUCUAAACUUAAGAGAAUCGGCAGUCCAAGAUAAUGCACUGCAGGUCCCUGCGUCAACAAACGAAGAGGAUGAAAUUUGUAUGGAUUGUCAGGUGAGGUCGAAUUUGUGGAUUUGCUUGAUUUGUGGAAAUGUAGGUUGCAGUAGGUAUGCACCUGAGCAACACUCACUAAAACACUUUGUCACAACUGGUCACUGUUUUGCUAUGGAGAUAAACACAAGCCGUGUGUGGGAUUAUGCAGGCGACAACUAUGUACAUCGAUUAGUAACAAAUGAAUCAGAUGGUAAAUUGGUAGAGCUACCAGACAAAGGCGACUCAAGGGAGACGAAGAGCUGGGGAAAUAGCGUUGAUAAAAUUGAUGCAGUUGGCUUUGAGUACUCCCAGUUGCUAAUUAGUCAACUUGCAAGUCAGCGCGAAUACUAUCAGGACCUUUUGGACCAGCAAGCAGCGCAACUAACCUCCUCAGCCAAAUCUAGGAAGGGUUCCAUUCUCACUUCAAGUUUAAAUCUGGACACCCUUGAAGAGUUUGAGAUUAAAAUCGAAGAUUUAUCUAACAAAAUAACGGAUCUAACAACUUCGGUUGUACCUUCAUUGAAGGAGAAAAUACAGAAGAAAGAGGAAAAAAUUCACGGCUUGAGCAAGCAGUUGAGUUCAGCAAAUGCAUUGAAUGAGGCAUUUUCGAAAAAAAUUGAACACGUAACAAAGGCAAAUGAAGAACUAAAGGACACCGUCCUGGACCUAAGGAACCAAAAUAAAGAUCUAAAUGAACAAGUAGCGGACUUAAUGUUUUACCUCGACAGUCAGGAAAAACUCCAAAACGAGUCAGAUGAUGUGAAGCAAGGUACUGUCAUUGUCAAGCAACCUUCAGCGUCAUCAAAAAAGAAAAAAAAAAAGAAAUAG